Molecule: messenger RNA, 1005 nt
Organism: Onychomys torridus (southern grasshopper mouse)
Lineage: Eukaryota; Metazoa; Chordata; Mammalia; Rodentia; Cricetidae
Gene: Spag16
Product: sperm associated antigen 16
Exons: 6
Coding region: 1-819 (272 amino acids)
Biological process (GO): axoneme assembly
Cellular component (GO): axonemal central apparatus
Molecular function (GO): protein binding
Source: RefSeq, a predicted model, not a curated record
AUGCACCCCUGCAAAGACAUUCUGAUCUCCUGCAGUGAGGAUCGCCUCUGGAAGAUGGUGGGCCUCCCAAAGGGCAAUGUGCUUCUUACAGGAUCUGGCCACACUGACUGGCUGUCAGACUGCUGCUUCCACCCCAGUGGCAACAAGUUGGCUACUUCAAGUGGUGACUCCACAGUUAAAUUAUGGGACCUUUCAAAAAAUGAAUGCAUAUUGACCUUUGAAGGACACAGUCACGCAGUAUGGUCCUGCACAUGGCACUCUGGUGGUGAUUUUGUGGCUUCUGCCUCACUGGAUAUGACUAGUAAAGUCUGGGACGUCAAUAGUGAACGGUGCAGAUAUACGUUAUAUGGACACACAGACUCUGUGAACAGCAUUGAGUUUUUCCCUUUCUCCAACACUCUACUUACCGCUUCUGCAGACAAGACCUUAUCUGUGUGGGAUGCACGAACAGGUAAAUGUGAGCAGUCUCUGUAUGGUCACAUGCAUUCUAUCAACGAUGCCACCUUCACGUCUAGGGGCCACAUAAUAGCAUCCUGUGAUGCUCGUGGAGUUACAAAGCUGUGGGACUUCAGGAAGCUCAUUCCAAUUGUGUCCAUUGAUGUGGGUCCAAGUCCCGGCAAUGAGGUGAACUUUGACUCAACAGGUCGAGUAUUAGCUCAGGCAAGCGCCAACGGGGUAGUCCAUUUGCUGGAUCUUAAAUCUGGAGAAAUUCACAAACUGGUGGGCCAUGAGACUGAGGUGCAUACUGUGCUGUUUUCCCACAAUGGGGAGAAUCUGUAUUCUGGAGGGUCUGACGGCACCGUUCGAUUGUGGCUCUGAUCAGCAACAGCACACCCUGCUGCAUAGGGCAUUCUCUCUAAGGUUUAAAAAUGUUUCACAUAGUCUGCUCCCAAGCCAGUAAGUACCUGGUUAAAAUAACCAAUAUAUAACAUAUUUGUUUUAAAACAAGCUUUGUGGGAGUAUUAUAUGGCCCAAACUGUUACAAAUAAAAAUUGUAACUUUUUA